CUGAUAACCCUAACCCGGCCCCGCCCUUUACCCGGACCAGCCCCGCACUCUGUAUUACGGAGAGGGAUAGAAAAGGGGCGUGGCUUCUGUGAGGCCAUCAGCCAAUGAGCGCUGCAGGUCAGUGUGAGUGGCACCUGCGCUGGCCAAUUGGAGCGCGGCUCAGCGCUACGCGGGCUGCAGGAAAGAUGGCAGCGGCCGCGGCCGCCUCGGUGUAUGAGCAACUGAAGGAGCUGCGCUGCCCCCUGUUGGACGGAGUUUUCCUGCCCGAGCCCGGGGCGGCCCUGGGGCUCCUCUGCGCCCCCUCGGCCCAGCGCCUGGAGCUGCUGGCCUGGCUCUGCGCCCGAGCGAACCCCCCCCUCCAAGAGCAAUUCGCCACUCUCACGGAGUCGCAGACGGAGGAGAAAACUCAAGAAAUGGCCAAACUGGGCUCCGACCUGCUGCUGUGUCGAUCAGACGAGCUUGAUCUCAUUGAGGGGGAGGCCAGUGCCGAGCGGCAGCUCCGGUUCAUGGAGCAGCUGCUGGAUGUGAUCCGGUACCUGGACGCCAUCACUGGGACGGAUGCUGGGGACUCGACCACCUCCAGCAGGGAGGAGUCGCUCCGGGGGGCCGCGAGGAAGAAUGAAGAAUUCCUUCGCGAGGUCUUCUCCAGCCCCAGUUUGCCGGCCUUGCUGGCCCCCACCCUGCCCCCCUGCACCGCCGACAUCAAGCCGCUGCUGCUGGAGGAGCUGGCCCCGCACAUGAGGAGCCGGCUGUCAGGGAGAUCCAGUGGGAAGACACUGGCUGAGCUCUCCAGGACCCUGGAGGAGGCGAACGCCGCACUGGAGCGGCUGCGCGCAGAGGUGGGCUUGCUGAGGGGGAGCCGAGACUUCUGGGGGAACCGUACAUCCGGGAACAGAGUUAGAUCCCUGUGCACUCUGGAGCUCCUCCCUGCGGGGGGACACGGAUCCCCUGGCCCCUGGCACUUCCCUGCAGACCCUGGCGCUGGCAGCCUGCGACUCACACCAGCUGAUGGCGGCCUUCAGGCAGGUGUACGAGACAGAGCUGCGGGAACACUGCGUCCGCGGCCCCGCCCCACGGCUCAGCCCCUGUGGUCCCCUGGCCCAGCACCUGCACCAGGCCCUCACCCUCUGCACCCAGGAGCUGCGGGCGCUGGCCCAGCUGAGCGACACCUCAGAGCACGUGGUGCAGACGGUGGAGCGGAGACGCGGCGAGGAAGGCACCAGCCCCCCAGCGACACUGCCUGCGAAGAUGGAGGAGCUGCGCCGGCGCUACCAGGCCCGCCUGGCCGCUGCCGGGGGGCUGCCGGGGUGACCCCAGGACUGGGCUGGGAAAGGGGAGAAGGGUGGGGAGCUCCAGGGCCCCCAUCCCACAAGGGAGCUGCUGUCCCACUAUUCCUGGGAUAAUAAAAGAGUAAUUAAUUAUUAA
Molecule: messenger RNA, 1425 nt
Organism: Gopherus evgoodei (Goodes thornscrub tortoise)
Lineage: Eukaryota; Metazoa; Chordata; Testudines; Testudinidae
Gene: HAUS7
Product: HAUS augmin like complex subunit 7
Exons: 10
Coding region: 105-1403 (432 amino acids)
Biological process (GO): spindle assembly; centrosome cycle
Cellular component (GO): HAUS complex
Molecular function (GO): microtubule minus-end binding
Source: RefSeq, a predicted model, not a curated record